AAGCCUGAACUGUUUUCCGACAGUCCCAGUGUGGGUCUGAGAUGAGGACCGAGCCCCAAAAUCCUGACCCACAGUGCCAGGGGUUACCCUGUACACGUCUUUGCCUGAAGGGGUUUUCCAUCAGCGACAGGAGCAAAUUAAAGCCCAGGACAUGGGAGAGCCGAGCUCAGCCAAGGCUUUGCUGAGGUCUCCAGCUGCACUGAACCCCCUGGUGCUCUGUUCCCUGUGUGUGAAGUUUUCCUUCUCACGUUAUGUCGCCAGCGCUGGCUGGUGCGACCGCCGUGUGACACAUCGACGGGCUGGGAAGGAAAGUCAGACCUGGCGAGGAGACCUGCCAGCCACGGAUGGCUGACUUGGAGAGACUGUUGCUUCCUGUGACCGAGUGAAGCUUUGGGUGGAUGUUGGGCCACGGCGCUUGAAUGGGUUUCCUCGCUCAAGCAUCAGGAAUGACCUUGAGGAGGAACCCGAAAUAUGCAGCCGAGUGCAAAAAUGAAUCUUUUGGGGAGGAAGAAAAAGCGAAGCUCUGACUGAAGGCACCGGCCCUGGUCGUGGGUGUUAUGUGCUCUGGGUGGGGGGGGACAGGCAGGGCAGGCGGCAGCAGGGGCUGAGCGGUGCCAGGGGCUCUCAUGGAGCAUCUUCUCCCGCGGAUGCUGUCCCCACCCGGCUGUUGCCCCGUGCCCCGCUCUGGAUGCGCCCUGUGAACCUUUCCUGCCUGGGAGGAAGCUGGUCCCACCAGCCGAAAAUGAGACGCUUCCAAACCAGCUCGCUUCUGCUCUGCGUGGUGGCCGCCGCCGCCAUCCCCAUCGUGCCCUGGAAGGUCAAAUGCCCACCGCAGUGCGUCUGCCAGAUCCGGCCGUGGUACACCCCCCGCUCGGUGUACCGGGAGGCUGCCACGGUGGACUGCAAUGACUUGUUCAUCUCCGCCGUGCCCGAAGAUCUGCCGGAAGGCACCCAGACCCUCCUCUUGCAAAGCAACAAUAUCGCCAGGCUUGAGCAGAGCGAGCUGGACUAUCUCAGAAACCUCUCGGAGCUGGAUCUGUCGCAGAACAGCUUCUCCGAUGUCUGGGACUUUGGCCUGAAGAGCAUGCCCCAGCUGCUCAGCCUGCACCUGGAGGAGAACCAGCUUUCAGAACUGCCCGAUGGCAGCUUCCCCGGGCUGGGCAACCUGCAGGAGCUCUACCUGAACCACAACCAGCUCCGCAGGAUUGCUCCCCAUGCCUUCUCUGGCCUCGGCAGCCUGCUGCGCCUCCACCUCAACUCCAACCUGCUGAGGACGGUCGACAGCCGUUGGUUCCAGAUGCUCCCCAGCCUGGAGAUCCUCAUGAUCGGAGGCAACAGGGUGGAUGCGAUCUUGGAUAUGAACUUCAGGCCCCUGUCGAACCUGCGGAGUUUGGUUUUGGCUGGGAUGAAUCUGAGGGAGAUCUCGGACUAUGCGCUGGAAGGGCUGCGGAGCCUGGAGAGCCUCUCCUUCUAUGACAACAAGCUCAUGAAUGUCCCCAAGCGGGCGCUGCAGCAAGUUCCUGGCCUCAAGUUCCUGGAUCUGAACAAAAACCCGUUGCAGAGGGUCAAGCAAAGUGACUUCACGAACAUGCUGCACCUCAAAGAGCUGGGGCUCAACAACAUGGAGGAGCUGGUGUCCAUAGACCAGUUUGCCUUGAUCAACCUCCCCGAGCUGACCAAGCUAGAUGUGACCAACAACCCCAAGCUGUCCUUUAUCCACCCCAACGCGUUCCACCACCUUCCCCAACUGGAAACCCUCAUGCUCAACAACAACGCCCUAAGUGCCUUGCAUAAGCAGACGGUUGAGUCCCUGCCCAACCUCCAGGAGAUCAGCAUCCACAGCAACCCCAUCCGCUGCGACUGUGUCAUCCGCUGGGUCAACAGCACCGAAAACCACAUCCGCUUCAUCGAGCCCCAGUCCACGCUCUGCGCCGAGCCCCCCGACCUCAAGAGGAGGCACAUUCGGGAUGUCCCCUUCCGGGAGAUGACAGAUCGCUGCCUGCCUCUCAUCUCCACCAAGAGCUUCCCCUCCCGCUUGGAGGUGGCGGACGGUGACAAUGUCUCUUUGCAUUGCCGAGCCCUGGCAGAGCCAGACCCGGAGAUCUACUGGGUCACUCCUUCGGGGGUGAAGCUGAUUCCCUACGCGGAAGAGGCGCGGUACAAGGUGCACCCCGAAGGGACGCUGGAGAUUCGGGGGAUCUCAGCCCGGGAGGCUGGGCUGUACACCUGCGUGGCUCACAACCUCCUCGGGGCAGACACCAAGAGCGUCAGCGUGACGGUCAACCACUCCUUCCCGUUCAGCGAGGACGGCCUGGAGCUGGUGGUGGCGGACGUCCAGGCCUACCACAUCCUGGUUGCCUGGAAGCCACAUCUCAACACCAUCUCCUCCAACCUCACCUGGUCCAGCUUCUCGCUUAGCUCCGACUUGGACAUGACCAACGUGGCCCGGAUCCCCAUGGGGACCCACACGUACAACAUCACCCGGCUCCACCAGGACACGGAGUACUGGGCUUGCCUCCACGUGGCCUUUGUAGACUUGCAGGCCAAGGUGGCUUGUGUGAACACCAGGACUAAAGAGGCUGCCCACCGCUACUGGCUCCUGGAGAGCAGGCAGAGCCUCCUGCCCGUGCUGGUCCUCUGCCUCCUGCUCCUUGCUGCCAGCCUCGUAGCUCGCUACAGCAUCGGGGCAGAGCCCAGGAGGGCCGGGGAGCUGAUCCGGGGCACCACGGCCGUGCGCGUGGUCUAUCCCCCCCUUGCCCAGCCCUGGGCUCGGGGGCAGCGUGGGGGGCAGCUCCUGGCCGUGGAGGUGCAAGCAGCCCCCCUGGACUGCUGAAGGCCGAUGCGCUCAUGGGGUUGAUGGUGGGGUGGGGAGGGAAAAACUAUUUUUUACCAAAAAAAAAAAAAAAAAAACAAAAAGAAAAAAAAAAAAAAACAACCCUAAACUACAAAACUGAACAAAAACAAAAAAAAGAAAAAAAAAAAAGAGGAAUUUCAUGGACUUGACCAAGAGUCGAAGCGGCGUGGCAGAUGGAGAGGAGCAGAGCUGACCACGGGGCUUGCAGAGCUGCUUCGUGGUCCUGUCAGGAUCUGGAUCCGCGUGUAGGGUCUGGAUCCGUGCGUGGCUCCCAAAAGCACCCGCUGGGCAGCCGGGAGGGCUCAGAAGGGCCCGAGCCCAAGGGGACGAUGCCCCGAGCGGUCGAAGAGCCAUACAGAUGAUCAGCAGAUCACCCCUUCCCCAUGUCCCCUGGCACCACGAGGCACCCCAGCGGUGUCAGCUCCUUUGCUGGACAGUCCCUGUUUUGGAAAUACAGAAAAGGCCUUUCCCUUUGGGAUACAUGUUCUUUUUUAUUUGUUUCUUUUUCUUUUUGUUUGUUUUUUUUGUUGGGUUUUUUUUUUUUUUUUUUGAGCACUCAGAUAAUCAACCACACACCCACUCCCAGCGCCUUCCCGCUGCCCUGUCGUUUGCUUGCUGCUGUCAGCCGGAGGGAAGCAGAGGGGAAAGGAGGGGACUUUGGGCAAAAGAAACAGAAAUGAUGAUGGUGAUGCAUCUCUUAAUUGGCCUCUCUGCGGGGCUGGCCAGCUUCUGCCCGAGUUGAUUGGAUCCUGUAUCCUGCAAGUGUAAUCUCGAGGCUAUUUUGUAAACUUUUGUGGAUAAUGUUAAAAAAGGGGAAAAAAAAGGAAAAAAAUUGGAAGAAAAAGA
This is a messenger RNA of Tyto alba (common barn owl), 3700 nucleotides long. RefSeq names its product leucine rich repeat neuronal 2 (gene LRRN2). Lineage: Eukaryota; Metazoa; Chordata; Aves; Strigiformes; Tytonidae. Bases 689 to 2833 code for a protein of 714 amino acids. The transcript has 2 exons. The record is from RefSeq and is a predicted model, not a curated record. Gene Ontology annotation, molecular function: protein binding.